GCAGUGGUGUGAGUUUGACUACUUCCUGGCGUCUCGAGAGUAGCCCGGGCUCUGCUGACGUUGAAGGUUAAAAGCUUCAAGUUUCAGUCUUGAGUGUGCAGGUUUUCUGUCGUUAAAGUGGGAUGCAGUCAGCGGGAAAACUCAUGAAGGUUUUCAUAACGAGGCGCAUCCCGCAAGAGGGGCUGAAGAUCCUGUCAGCGGCUGGAGUGUGUGAGGUGUCUCAGUGGGACUCCGAUGAGCCUGUUCCGAGGGCAGACCUUCUCAAAGGUAUUCAGGGGGCUCACGGUCUUCUGUGCCUGCUGUCGGACAAGAUCGAUGCUGAGGUCCUGGAGGCUGCAGGGCCGAACUUGAAAGUGAUCAGCACGCUGUCUGUGGGAUUCGACCACCUAGCCAUCGAUGAGAUCAAAAAACGUGGUAUUCGUGUUGGAUACACCCCGGAUGUCCUGACUGAUGCCACAGCAGAGCUGACUGUGGCUCUGCUGCUGGCCACCGCUCGCAGAUUACCAGAGGGAGUGGAGGAGGUGAAAAAUGGUGGCUGGAGCUCAUGGAAACCUCUCUGGCUGUGUGGUUACGGUCUUUCUGGCAGCACUGUAGGAGUCAUUGGACUGGGACGCAUAGGCAUGGCCAUAGCUCAGAGACUCAUGCCAUUCGGAGUAAAGAGACUUCUGUACUCUGGGAGAACAGCCAAGCCGCACGCUGCUGAAGUGAACGGAGAGUUUGUUCCCCUGGACACACUUGUGUCUGAGAGCGACUUCAUUGUUGUUUCCUGCUCCCUGACACCAGAAACCCAGGGCAUGUGCGACAAGAGUUUCUUCAGCAAGAUGAAACCCACCGCAGUCUUCAUCAAUACUAGCAGGGGGGCUGUGGUGAAUCAGGAGCAUCUAUAUGAGGCACUGAGCAGUGGACAGAUAGCCGCAGCUGGACUGGAUGUCACAACACCUGAGCCACUUCCAACAAACCACCAGCUUCUCACGCUAAAGAACUGCGUGGUGUUACCUCACAUUGGCAGUGCCACCUACUCCACGAGAGGCGUCAUGUCGGCAUUGGCAGUGCAAAACCUGCUGGGUGGUCUGCAGGGCACAGACAUGCCCAGUGAACUCACCCUCUAAGAGCCUCAAAGUGAGCCGCUGUGCCUCUUCUGCUGACAGCAGAAAACAAUAAUGAAGUAAUGUGGAUGAAAAGAAUAGUAAGAAUGUAGUUCAGUCACGGUCGGGGACAUGAUCAGUGUUGGCUUCAUAGUUUCACUUUAAUCUGUAAUUUUUGACACCGAUAGCACUUGUUAUAUUCAUUGUGCAUUUUUGAGGAAGGAAAUGAUUGGUGCAUUUUUGUGAAAUAUAUUCAAGUACUUAAUGGCCUAAAUAACAAACCAUCGGCCCUUGUUAACCCUAAAACUUCUCAAAAUACACUAUAAUGUAUUCUUAAAACUCAUCUCCCCCAUUUUAAAAUGCAAUAUUUACCACAAUGAACUUACUUAUCUGCACUUUCUCUGCUAAUACUUCAUCUCUCCCGUUACUGAAACAGCAUAACACUCCAGUUUUUGUAAUGAAAUAUGAUUUUUCUGAAGAAUAAAAAGCCAACUUUCAUGCA
Molecule: messenger RNA, 1587 nt
Organism: Maylandia zebra (zebra mbuna)
Lineage: Eukaryota; Metazoa; Chordata; Actinopteri; Cichliformes; Cichlidae
Gene: grhpra
Product: glyoxylate reductase/hydroxypyruvate reductase a
Cellular component (GO): cytosol
Molecular function (GO): hydroxypyruvate reductase (NADH) activity; NAD binding; glyoxylate reductase (NADPH) activity
Source: RefSeq, a predicted model, not a curated record